Thunnus maccoyii (southern bluefin tuna) is the source of this 2226-nucleotide messenger RNA. RefSeq lists its product as uncharacterized. The record is from RefSeq and is a predicted model, not a curated record. The coding region runs from base 271 to 897 and encodes 208 amino acids. Lineage: Eukaryota; Metazoa; Chordata; Actinopteri; Scombriformes; Scombridae. The transcript has 5 exons.
UGUUGUCAUCAACUCAAGUACUUCACUUGGUUCACCAUCUCUCCAAUUCUGUGCUGCACACACGGAGGACUUGGCCCCGCGUGCAGUGAACCACGGAGAGCCGAGGAGACUAGCACAACCAUAAGUAACAGCAAGACGCAGAGACUAUCAACUGAGCUGAAAUGAAACGUGUGCACAUAAAUUAGGUAAAUAACAUAAAUAAAGUCUCUACUGCAUUUUGCUGUCAUUUAUAGUCGCCUCUUUCUCAGUGCAGGCGGAGCUGAGCCCUUCAUGUGUGUAGCACAGUGGUGGAGAGUUGAUGACGACUACACUCAUUAUGUUACUUUGAAAAGCAAGCAGGCUCCUGCUGUGGCAGUAGAGACCGAGACGUUCCCUAUAGAUCAUAGUUCCCAUGAGGAUUCAAAGAGAGAUGAUUCUAGCACACAGGUGUUUACUGUCCGAGGGUCUUCCCUGGUGGAUUAUUCCGAAAGUUAUGAAACCAAUGAGGACUGUACUAAAGACCAACCUCUGACUCCACACUGUGAUGAAGUUGGAAGAAAAAAGAGGAGGACAGAAAACAUUCUGAUGAAUAGAGCAUCAGAUUUUUCUGAUCCUCUGCACAAUUCACAUGCAAGUAUAGUGGACCAAACCGAUGAUGAGGAUUCUGUAAAAGACCAUUCCAGUGUGCAAUCAGAUGAUGAAGUAGUUCCAAGGCUGAGAAGGACAAAAAGCAUUCUGUUUUCUGAUGCUCUCUGCGAUUCAAGUGAUGACAGCACAAAGGGCCCUUCCACUUCUAUGUCUGAAAUGGCUUCACAAAGGCUGAGGAGAAGCUGUAGCCAUCCUGUAAGCCUCUUUUUACCUCCUUCAUGUCAUCACUUAAAGGAUAGCACCAGCCAAACUCAACACCAUGUUCACUAACUAGAGUGCCAGACAUGCAUAUAGACGAUGCAUUAAGGCUGAAAUUUUCAUACCAUCAAUAUUGUACCGCUAUAGGUACAUUUGCACUAUUCAAACGUUAUUUGCACUUUUAAAGAAAAAAAUACUUUUACAAAAUUUCCAUUUGUUUAUCCUGGGGUUAGAUUAUGAAUCCUACGAGUGUAGGCAUUUGCAUUUUCACUGGAAUUUUGAUUUGUGAAUAAAAUUCUUAUUCUAAUUUUUUAGUCAACUUGAUUGGUAUAGUUUAGUAUUUGAUGAUGAUCAGGAAGUGUUACUUUUUUUUUCAAUGUUUGUGUUUGUCUGGUGCUCUUGUUAGUGAGUCUGGUAUUGAUUUUUGGAGGUAGGACUUUGAACAUAACACUGAAGUUUUGCAGAGCGAGAGGCAAACUCAUCCCAUGGAAGUGGAACCGAAGAAAAAAACGGAUGGACAAGAAUUUAUGCAUUGUUUUUACUGCUAUGGAUUGUUCACAAAAAGAGUUAUGUGGCGACAUUUUCAGGUCUGCAAAUUCAAGCCUCAGAGUAAUACAUCUAAAGCAGGUGAAAAAAAAAAGAGUCCAAGCAUUGUGUGCUUUUGCUGAACCUGCUCCAGUUGGAUUAGCGAAGCAUACUGGAAGUUCUUAAGUGUUAUGAAUCAAGACAAGGUUACAGUUGCUAUUAAGGAAAACCGCUGCAUUCUAGAGUUUGGUUGAAUGAGAAGCUAAUCAGCCAACACCAAUGCAGGGCUCCACUGUGUGAGUAUUUCAUUCACAUUUGCCCCUAAAAAUAGAUAUGUGCCAACUGGAAAAAUAAUUUACUCACACACUGUGCGAGUACAAAUUACAACCAUAAGACUAUAUGAAACGCUAGAGGACUUUUAAGUUGAAACAACGGAUAGAGGAGGUGGAGACGCUUGGCCGACAAGGCAGUAACCACAGUAACUCAGUCAGUCAGGGACAGACUUGUGCUCGUGCUGAAGAAGUAUUUGGUACAAUAAUUAACAUCAUCACUAAAGAUGAAGCCCCUUAAUUUUUAUUUUGGGCGAAAAAGAGAAGAGGUGAAAGAGGAAUCCGGCGAAGUUGAUUUGCAAGGUUCAACUGAGGUGGCUCACGCUAGCACAGCGGCUAAUGCUAGUGAUGCUAACAACGCUAACGACGACCAAACUAUAAAAGCAGCUGGACGACCGAUAUCCUUUGCGUGUAGUAGGCAUGGGCCUACUUUUGUAAGCUCAUUGUCCUGCUAAAAAUGAUGAAUGAUGUAUCUUGAAGAAUAAGACAACAUAAAUUUUGAUUUACACACACACACACACAGAGCUUAAAUAUGUAUGUAAUGAAU